UCUAUAUCUCAAUACCACUUGAGUUUUACCACCCCUCUUUCAAAUCUACCUUUUUCCCGAUAAACUUUCAAACCCGCCAAUAUGCUCACUUUCCAACACCUUCAGCUCGGCACCCUUCUCCAAGCCACUUUCCUCCUGGGAAUGAACACGGCUCUCUCCACCAUCUCAAUUCCCUCCAUUCUUGAGUCGCCCUCCCCCAUUCUUGCCAUUCGCCAAUGGCACACGCAGUUCCGCUCUGCGCAGAUCCCUGCGACCUCUCUAUCGGGAUCCAACUUGAUCCUCUCCGCCAUCAUGACAUAUGGUUCUUCCCAACGCUCAGGGUUGUUGGCAACGCCUACAAUCUUGUACGGCGUUGGUAGUGUGCUUGCUUUCCUGAUCUUUCCGUUCACGCUGCACUACAUGAACCCGCUCAAUGAUGUUCUUAUCGAGAAGUUCAAGAACCAGCAGGAUUUGCAUUACGCAGAUCUUCCGGAGAAGGGCAAGGGUAUGCAGACUGCGAGAGAUCACGACAAGAUCGCUUACUGGGGAUACUUGAACCCUGUAAAUCGAGAUGGCGAUCUUAGUCCGGGGGGUAGGGGGAGAGAGCGCUUGGAGAAGACGAACCCUGUUGGGAGUGCGUAAAGUUGACGUUGUAGUGGUCGAAAAGCGGUGUUUCCAUUUGUUAGAAUAGUGCUAUGGCUUUCUUCACUUCUAUACUACAUGUCUAGAAUGUUGUUUCCUUAUCGAGAUGAGAUUUGAGCUUUAUAGCAGUCAGUCCUUGGCUUUUUUCGAUCAAGACUCAAAUAGUCACGGUUGGGUUAUGUAUCUUGCGUCCUGCUUCUGCUUCUGCUUCGCUUGACUUGCGGAAGUUCAAGAACGCUGAUAAGCUAAUAUUUGAUCACGAUAUGUGCUAUUAUGGGAGAUUCUACGUCAGUGAGC
Alternaria alternata is the source of this 918-nucleotide messenger RNA. RefSeq lists its product as hypothetical. Bases 82 to 621 code for a protein of 179 amino acids. The transcript is spliced from 3 exons. NCBI's taxonomy places the organism in Eukaryota, Fungi, Ascomycota, Dothideomycetes, Pleosporales, Pleosporaceae. The record is from RefSeq and is a predicted model, not a curated record.